AUGGCGGCGUCCAUCUCGCCGUCGGUCAUCAUGACCCAGAUCUCUCACUACCUCAAUCCCAAUGAGACCGCCGACGCUCUUUUCUUCCAACCCCAUACCGCCGUCACGGCCAUUGGGACCUACAAAUGGUUGAUUGGCACCGGCAUUUUUCUGCUGGUCACGGCGAUCCAGAUCAUCAAAUAUAUGCGCAGAGAUCGUCCUCCGCCAGGGCUCAAGUUGAUCCCAGGACCGCGCAGCACGAUUCCCUACAUUGGACGAGUCCACGAUGUCGAUCCGAAUGCCCCUUGGUUCGCCAUGAAAAAGUUUUGUGAUGAGUAUAAUGGCAUCUUCCGUUCCACCAUCUGCGGUGAGAUGCAUAUCUGGGUGGGGGAUCAAAAGAUUGCCUACGAUCUGUUGUGCAAGAAGGCCAGGAUCUAUUCCUCCCGGCCAAUGGUGCCUGCUGUUCCCGGCAGUGACUCACAGGGCCAAUAUCUUCCACUUCUUGCCCAUGAUGAUCAUUGGCGCAACCAGCGCAAGUUCGCCCACACAGUCCUGACCCAGGGCUUCAACUCGAAAUACUACGGCUACGUCAGCCACGAAUGCAAGCGCUUCCUGUACAAACUCCUGGUCGAUCCUAAGGACCAUUUCGCUCUGACCGACCGCUUCUGCGGACGCAUCGCCGCCCGUCUCGGCUACGGCAGCCCAGCCUCGGCCGCGGCCCACUGCAAGAAUGCAGGCGAAUUUAUCCCUCAGAUCUCGCCAUCUGGCCCCAUUACCAAUCUGCUGCCUUUCCUCGGUGGUCUUCCUGAAUGGUUGAACACAUCGAAGCGCAAGGUCCGUGAACGACGCGAAAAGGAAGAAAAGCUCUGGAAGGGUCUGAUGAAACAAGUCCGUGAGGAGAUGAACCAAGGAGUUGCCCCGAUCAGCUAUGCCAGGACGUACUUUGAGCGCAAGGAGGCUGAAGGCGGCUCUCGCUCGUUUGGAUUUGAUGACCACGAGGCUGCCUACGCCGUCGGAAUGUUGGUGACGGUUGCCAUUUUCACCAUUGGAGGACCUCUGUACUGCUUCUUCCUGGCCAUGGUCCUGCACCCCGAGUGGCAGGAGAAGGUCCGCAAGGAAUACGACGAGGUCAUUGGUGACCGGGUCGUCGAGGUCUCCGAUGCACCCAACCUGCCCAUUCUUCGUGCCGCAAUCAAGGAGUGUGUCAGAUGGCGCCCACCGGUUCCCUUGGGCGUGCCCCGUCUCCUCGAGGAAGAUGACGAGUGGAACGGCUACUAUCUUCCCAAGGGCGCCGUCAUCCACGCUGUCGAUCUCGCUCUUGCCCGCAACCCGGAACUCUAUCCCGACCCAGAGUCCUACAAUCCAGACCGCUGGCUCAACAAGGAUUUCCCCACCUACAAGGAGCCUCUCACCGAGCAUCCCCGGCUCAUGGGUCACCACGGCUUCGGCAUGGGCCGCCGCAUGUGUCCUGGCAUUGAGGUCACCGAGGCCGAACUGCUCGUCGCAUGCGGCAGCAUUAUCGGCAGCUUUGAGCUCAAGCCCGUGAUGGACGCCAACGGACAGCCCAAGUGGCCCGACUCCAACGCUUUCACUCCCAACCUGAUCGGUGGACCUCUUCCUUUUGAGAUGGACGUCAAGGUCCGGAGCCCCGAAAAGGCCGCCCGCAUCAAGGCUUGGUACGAGGAGAGUGUGGCCGAUGAGAUGGCCGGCAAGAUUGCCGCUGGCCUGGCCCAUUGA
Molecule: messenger RNA, 1716 nt
Organism: Exophiala dermatitidis NIH/UT8656
Lineage: Eukaryota; Fungi; Ascomycota; Eurotiomycetes; Chaetothyriales; Herpotrichiellaceae
Product: cytochrome P450 oxidoreductase
Exons: 2
Coding region: 1-1716 (571 amino acids)
Molecular function (GO): oxidoreductase activity, acting on paired donors, with incorporation or reduction of molecular oxygen; monooxygenase activity; iron ion binding
Source: RefSeq, a predicted model, not a curated record